This is a messenger RNA of Triticum urartu, 1436 nucleotides long. RefSeq names its product glyoxylase I 4. The record is from RefSeq and is a predicted model, not a curated record. NCBI's taxonomy places the organism in Eukaryota, Viridiplantae, Streptophyta, Magnoliopsida, Poales, Poaceae.
GCUCACAGGCUCUCACCCGUAGCCACAGCCACUACCUUCCUUCCCUCCAUCGAGUCGUACGCGCGUCCACUUCCUCCCUGGAGUCCGGCGCGUACGUCUUCGCCGGAGCAAGCUACCUACACGCGGCGGUCGGCCAUUGUCUCCACCGAGUCCAUUCCAUCGAUCUCGGCGACUGGUCAGUAAACUGAUCUGCAGCUACCUAGAGAGUAGCGUGAGUGUGUGACGGAGCUUGGCAGCCGGCCCGCAGCUACAUAUACAGGGCAGCUGGGUUGGCGGGGUUCUCGGAAAAGAACAACACUCCAACAAGAAGGAAAGGCUUUUGAGCACGUGAGGAUGGUGAACACGGCGUCGGCCGGCGUGAACAAGGCGGCGGCGGCGGCGGCGCAGGGGGGUCACCGGGCGCUGCCGCUGGCGUCGCUGAACCACAUCUCCGUGGUGUGCCGGUCGCUGGAGAGCUCGCUCAGCUUCUACCGCGACGUCCUCGGCUUCAUCCAGAUCCGCCGCCCGGGCUCCUUCGACUUCGACGGCGCAUGGCUGUUCAACUUCGGCAUCGGCGUGCACCUGCUGCAGGCGGAGGACCUGGAGAGCCUGCCGCCCCAGAAGACGGAGAUCAACCCCAAGGACAAUCACAUCUCCUUCACCACGUGCGAGAGCAUGGAGGCGGUGCAGCGGCGGCUCAAGGAGCUGGGCAUCCGGUACGUGCAGCGGCGGGUGGAGGAGGGCGGCAUCCACGUCGACCAGAUCUUCUUCCACGACCCCGACGGCUUCAUGAUCGAGGUCUGCACCUGCGACAACCUCCCCGUCAUCCCGCUCGUCACGCACCUCGACGCCGCCGCCGCCUGCGCGCCGCCCGCGGUCGUCGCGCCCAGCUGCAAGAGGGUCUCCAACCAGCACCAGCAGCAGCUCAGCACCAUCGUCACGGCGGCCGUGCCCGAAGUCCCGCCAACGGCGGCCCCGGCGCCGCAGCAGUCCGUCGGCGGCGGCUGCGUCGGCGAGGUCGUCGACCCGGCGGCCAGCAUGUCCGCCAGCGCCAUGAUGACCUGCUCGGAGCACGCCUGCAUGCAGGUGUAAUCAUUCAUUCGCCCGUUGGCUUGCGAGGACGCGACGUUUUGACGGACUGUCGAGCUCGAGCUCGAGCCACGCAUCGUUUGUUUCUGCGGUUUCUUUUGCCCGGCCGUAAUUAGCUGUGUUUAGCACCGGCCCGGUUUCUUUUCUUCGUCCAAUAUAUUCGAGUACGUACGUAAAUUGUAUUCAGCUGCUUGUGGGUAGCUCUGGCCAUCGCUUACGCUGGAGUGGAUCCAUUGACCUCUCAGCCAGGUAGAUAGCUAGUGGCUUGCUCUGCAUGCAUGCCAGUGUGUGUUGCACUUGCACAUAUAUAUAUGUAUGUAUGUUGUCAUAUAUCUGUGUAAUUCAAUUUAGUGAUCAUUCAGUAAUCA